Geodia barretti is the source of this 498-nucleotide messenger RNA. The record is from the annotation of a GenBank genome assembly. NCBI's taxonomy places the organism in Eukaryota, Metazoa, Porifera, Demospongiae, Tetractinellida, Geodiidae.
CAAUAGCGAGGGGGUGCUGCUCGCUUUGAUAACUCCUUUCAGUACAAACGACUCUGAGUCUGUGAACAGUACAUUAUUGAAAUCGAUUUCUCCCAAUUGGCUAAAGAAAGAAUGUUGAAGUUGAUUGUAAUGCUUCUGAAUGUCUACCUUGUGAAAGGUACUGUUCUUCUUAGUGUUGCGUCAGAAGAAAAUACGCCUAAGAAUGUCCUCUACUAUUGUCCAGAAACCUAUUACUACUUUCGUUGUGAUGUUACGAGUUCUGAUCGUCUUGUUUGGAGAGUAAAUGACAUUGAAAAACUUCGUCUUGGUCCAACUUUCAAACCCUCUGAUAUAUUCCCAGAAGAACCUCUCAAUUUUUUAUUACAGAGUGUGGUAGUUGGAAACAGUUCAUCUCAAACAACCUUUGUGUCAUAUUUGUGGUUUAAUACUAGUGAUGUGAAUAGUGUGAGCUGUGAAAGUAAUGAGGAGACUCGCACACUUGUGCUGGAAAGAAAUGGU